This is a messenger RNA of Ectocarpus sp. CCAP 1310/34, 4053 nucleotides long. Lineage: Eukaryota; Phaeophyceae; Ectocarpales; Ectocarpaceae. The record is from the annotation of a GenBank genome assembly.
AUGUCACGCUAUGUCUACGACAUUUGCGAAUACCAUCACGAUGUUGGCAUUUGUGCUGCUAACGCUGUUGUGUGCCGCCUCGCAUCCCACUUGGUGCUCGCCCUACCUGUCUUGUCAGCCUGCAAAAAUUCGGAUUCUCCCUACUCCGUCGACAUCAGAGAUUACGCAUCGGACGGAAGCCGGGGUAUUUAUGGCUCCGAUACCACCACCGACACCGAAUCUGCGGACUACCUGACGACACCGACAACCACGUGCAUAACCGACACCAUGUACACCUCGAUGACGACGAGCGAGGCCGAAUGCGCCAUCGAAGUGGAGGCUUGCAACGAUGACACGGAGUGUGUAGACUGCGCCACGUCGUAUGCUGCACUCGUGGAGGGAUGCCUUGAGUCAGUGGGUGGCCGCAAACACUCCAGAGAUUUGCCCCUCGAGGGAAGCCACAUCGGGAUGAGCUCUGCCGGAGAUGAAGAGCGCACUGCUGCGAGCGGAGAACAGAUCCGCCCGCCGGUGCAGGAGGGAAGCGAUGGGGAGCUUGCAAGUUUGCAACUGCAGGUCUCACGAUUGGCGGCCCUGGUGGAGGAGUCGAUGAAGAAGAAAGCGCCUGGCAGCGUCGCGGCGGAUGCAGCCAGUAGGGACAGCUGGGGCUCGAAACAAGCCCUCAUGAAGAAAAUGGUCAACUUCACGAUCCCCACACACAGCAGCAGAAACCCCAUGGAGCACCUUAACUCGCUCGAGCUGCUGUACUCACGCCUGCGCGAAAAAGGGCUCAAUGCUGAACAACCCUUCGUUCUCGCCCACUUCGUUGGUUCCCUCCCACCCGAGUACCAACAAGCGAAGUUCCUGUUGGAGACAGCAACGGCGCUGGAUAGGGCCGAGAUCGUCAGGAUCGUGAGCACGGUGCACGCAAGCCUUCCGGAGGGGAGGAAGGCCUCGAAGGGCCAGCGGAGGGCGGAGCACGCUCUCCUCGCGAGCGACGGUAGUGGUGGGGAAGGAGCGCCGGGCCGCGGCAACGGCGGCUGCCCCAAGGGUGGUGGUGGCGGCAGCGGCGGCGGCAACCAGAAGGGAAGAGGGGGUGGCGCGAAGGCUGGAGGCGGCAGCGGAGGCGGCGACGACGAUGCGGGUAGCAUGCGCGGUCGCUGUUUCCGGUGCGGCAAGAAGGGCCACCAGGUGGCAGACUGCACCGAGAGCAAGCCCGUGCGAUGUGAGACAUGCAAGGGCUACGGACACGACAAGAGCAAGUGCCCGACCGAGGGGGCAGUGCUUGUGGUGGAAGCGCCGGCGGGGGGGGCGUCUGCGGACGCCACAGCACUGGACGUGGCAGAAGAAGCGCUGGUGGUCGGUGACAUCUCAGGCGAGUGUCACAAAGUCGUUGGUCGAGGGGGUGUAGAGCAGGCUAGGCGGGGUAGGUAUGUUGCCGAUACCGGCGCUACCACCCACAUGUUCGCGAACUCAGAUGGGUUCGUUCGUUUCGAAGAGUGUGAUCGACGUGUGCGCGUCGCCGCCGGGGAAACCUUUUUCCCCAUCGUGGGGUACGGCGACGUGAGGAUGACCCUUAGCUCGCGCGACUGCACAACCGACCUGUUGUUGAAACGGGUUGCACACGUUCCCCGAGUAUAUUACAACCUAGUACCUCGCACUUCCCUCUUCGACGAUGGGUCCGAAACCAAAACCCUCAAUAAAAACGAGUUGGAAUUGGAGAGAGGGGGGGGGGAGGGGGUGUACUUCCCCCGAUGCGGUAACCUGUACGUCCAAAACGGUUUCCGCACACACACCGAACAUUCCCAUGCCGCAAUUGCUCCUGGCAACGCGAAAGCGCCCAGCGCCCCCGUUGACAUCAACGAUUUCCACUGCGCGCACGGCCACUCCCACGAGGUGCUGCUGAGGACCACGGCAAAGCAGCAGGGGACGAAGCUGGUGGGCGAGCUCCGGGAGUGCCUGGGAUGCUCGACGGCGAAGGGGAUUUCCAAGCCAAUCCCCAACAAGACGUCGACCCGAGCAGCUAAGAAACUGCAGCGAGUUUUCGUGGAUUUGAGUGGAAAAUCUAUAGGGUGGAACUGUGUCUACUUCCUGAAGCACAAAUCAGACGCAGCUGAGGCAUUCGAGAGGUACCUUGCAGAAAACCGGGCACACGGUGCCCCGUCCGAUGUAAUGGUCGUGAGAUCUGACAACGUACGAGAGGUUUUUGAGGGAGAGUUCGGCAGGGUGUGCCGGAAGUACUGCAUCAAACAGGAGUUCACCCACGCACACAGCUUAGAAUACAAUGGUGUAGCUGAGAGAGCACUGAAUCUGAUCAAGGAUGCAGCACUAGCCGCCCGUAUCCAAGCGCCAACUCUUUACCCCGGAGCACCGAACUACCCAUCCCUUUGGGCCGAGGCCAUAGCUUGGUCAUGCAACGCCCUGAACUGCACCUCCACCACAUCCAACCCAGAGAAGAAGUCGCCGUACGAGAUGUGGCACGGGCACCCUCCCCCGCCGGGGGCGACGUACCCGUUCCUCAAACCUGCCGUAUACAAGUCGCUGCCUCCCAUCGCAGAGAAGGAAGAGGAAUUCGCGACUGGGAAGGACGAGGUUGGGGAGGGCGCGUCGAGCCAAGGAGGGAGGGCGGAGGGAGAACCUGUGGAUGGAGGACCAGGUUUCAACCUUGGCACGACGGCAGCCCCGGGGCCCGCGGGGCCGGCCGCGCCCCAGGAGUCGGGCGCGGGCAACGCUGGUGAUGGCGCCCCCUCGAGCAGGGAGGGCGCGAGCGUCGCCCCAUCUACCACGUCGACCGGCACGGCCGAUGUGGGCGGCGGCGAGGGCGACCGCCGCCGCAGCAGCAGCCGUGGUAGCGGCGGCAGCGGCAGAGAUAGCAGCAGCGGCGGCAGCAGCGGCGAUGACGGCGGUAGCGACAGCAGCAGCGGCAGCGACAGCGAGACGGACCUCCCGGCGCUCAGUGGGCCAGAAGCCCGGCGGCUCGCCCGCUUCGUCAAGCCGGCGGAACCAACCAGCCGCCGCACCAGGGGCAACCCUCGCCGAAACCCGAGGUACGAGUCGCCCCGGUCGCCGACAAGUGCCGAAGCCCUGCUCGCCUCGGCAGCGAGCCUGCCCGUCAGCAGCACGGAGGAGUUCACCAGCUGGAUGCUCCCGGCGGUACUUCACGUGGCGGAAGGGCUAGAGGCGAGGGCGGUGCGAGAGUUGCUGUUCGAGCGCGCGGAAGUGGCCCACGCUGCGCGCCAAGAGGAGGAGGACUUCCUACUGGUUGCGGUGGACUUCAUGCUCAACUCGCCAGAUGCCUUCGAGACGGCUCUGGCGUCCCACGAGCUAAGUGAAUUCCCCAUAGGACCGAAGCGAGAUGACGAGAAGGGAGGGGAGUGGCCGGUGAGGGAGGCCAUCGGCAGCAUGAUGUGGCUGUCGACGCUCUCGCGUCCAGACGUCUCGUGUGCGGAUACUGGUUGCUCCGUCGACAUCGGAGAUUGCGCAACGGCCGGAAGCGUGGCCAUUUCUGGCUCCGAUACCACAACCGACACCGAUUCCACGGGCUACCUGACCUCAUCGGCCACCACAUCCACAACCGACACGGGAUUCCCAAUCGAUACCACCACCAACUCCACUUACACCUCGAUGACGACGAGCGAAUGCGCCAUCGAAUUAGAGGCUUGUAAAGCGGAUGGCGAGUGCAUCGUAUGCACCCAGUCGUACGUUGACACCAUGGAUGGGUGCUUUGCUUCAGCGACUGGCUCCAUUUGCGACGAUCUUGAAGGAGCUGUGUGCUGUGCGGUGGAUGGCUGCGAGGACAUCGAUGCGCUCAAUGACCACUUAGCCUGCAUCAAUGCGGAUUCUACUUGCUUCAUCGACAUUGGAGAUUGCGCAAUGGACGGAAGCGCGGCCAUUUUUAUCUCCGAUACCACCACCGACACCAAUUCCGCAGGUUACCUGACGACACCGACCACCACAUCCACAACCGACACCGGACCCCCCAUCGACACCACCACCGACUCCAUUUACAAGUCGAUGACGGCGAGCGAGACCGAACGCGCCAUCGAAAUUUCGGCUUGCAACGAGGAUGACGAGUGA